CGCGUGGAAGGUCGUUCUCGCUGCAGAAAAGCAUGCAGGCGGAGGAGGCUCUGUGUGUAGUGGACAGGGAGGGCCGUGGACCAUCACGAUGGUGUGUCUAGUUUCGUACAGUUGAGUCGUGUAUAUAAGAGGCUUUCACAUCCGCCGCUUCGUCUGUCUUAAUCCUGUUGUUGUCCUCCAAGCACACUAUCCUCACCCUCGACCGUCGCGGACCUUGAACAAGCACAAGUCGCAAUCAUGAAGUUCAUCACGGCUGCCUGCCUCCUCAUCUCAGCCGCUCAGGCUCACUACACCUUCCCCGGCCUCGUCUACAAUGGCGUGACGGAGGCGGACUGGACCUUCGUCCGCCGCACCACCAACGAGUACAGCCACGGCCCCGUCGAGAAUGUGCAGAGCUCGCAGAUCCGCUGCUACGAGCAGCAGCCCGGCUCCAACGGUGCCGGCACCAAGAACGUCAAGGCCGGCGACACUGUCGGCUUCCGCGUCGACCCGUCCAUCCAGCACCCUGGUCCUCUGGCCUUCUACAUGGCCAAGGCCCCCAACGGAGCCACCGCCGAGACCUUCAACGGCGACGGUGCCGUCUGGUUCAAGAUCUUCCAGGACAAGCCUACCUUUAGCUCGGCGGGCCCGACCUGGCCCAACAUGGGCGCCACCAAGGUCUCCGUCACCAUCCCGACCUGCCUUGCCCCCGGCUACUACCUGCUCCGCGUCGAGCACAUCGGUCUGCACUCGGCCAGCAACACCAACGGUGCUCAGUUCUACCAGGCCUGCGCCCAGCUCUACGUCACCGGCUCCGGCACAAAGACCUUCUCUGGCGUCUCCCUGCCUGGCGCUUACUCUGCCGGAGAUCCGGGGAUCAAGUACCAGCUGUACUGGCCGGUUCCGACGUCCUACAUCAACCCUGGACCGGCUCCCGUGACCUGCUAAGCGACUGGAGGCGUAUUUCCGGGUUCGCGGGUACCUGGGACGGUCUGCAGCGCCGUCCUCGUCUAUGCCCCUAUAGAUAGUUGACUCGAGUGUCGAGAUGCCUCCAAGGAGAGGGGAAGGAGCUUGUAGAAGAGCACGGCGGGUUGUUGUGGAAUGUUGCCGUCGCCGUUGCUGGCCAGAGUGUGCGGCAGUGAAAGAGGACCCCCCCCUUUUUAUCGCGCCUUGAGAAUGCCUUUUUCAGGUCAAAUUAGCACUCCUGCGGCGCGAUUUAGGACUCGAAAUACGUAGUGGAUGCUUGGGAAAGACUCAAAAACUUCGUGUACAUAUUUA
Molecule: messenger RNA, 1257 nt
Organism: Microdochium trichocladiopsis
Lineage: Eukaryota; Fungi; Ascomycota; Sordariomycetes; Xylariales; Microdochiaceae
Product: glycoside hydrolase family 61 protein
Exons: 6
Coding region: 238-927 (229 amino acids)
Source: RefSeq, a predicted model, not a curated record